UACAGCAGUAUAGUUCUGCAUAUAAUAUUCUGACGCAGUGACUGCACUGCUCAGGAAACCCUCAAGGAAGUGGGUAUGGCUAGUCAGGCCUCACCUGAGAAGUCUAGAAAAUGCCAGUGUGAGAGAAGUCAUCCCCAGAGCAUCCUUUACCAGAUCCUUAACAAGGAAGAGCAGGAUGAGACCAGAUGGCAUGCCCAGUACUACCAUCCUUGCUACUCGAUAUCAAGUGCUGGCUGUCCCUGUGAGGGCAACAGGAAAGUUGUCCUCAGAACUCCAGAAGUCACCUGCAUGAGAGCUUCUGAAGUGCUCUUAAAAACUAUAACUUUUAUAAGAAACUUGCCCUCUUUUUAUCAUUUGCCCCAGGAGGAUCAGGCACUUCUAGUACAACAAUGCUGGGCCCCUCUCUUUGUCUUGGGCCUGGCACAGGAGUGGGUGAAUUUUGAACUGAAAGAGAUUUCAGUCCCUAGUUUGUUGAAAAAAAUCCUUCUCAAUCAGUCUCUGACAGAUAGUGACAAAGUGGAGAACUCCUCCCUGGGAGCAUCAUUAGCAGACGUUCAGAAGAUGAAGAAUUUCCUGGAGAAGUUCUGGAAUUCGGACAUAUGUGCAAAAGAAUAUGCCUAUUUGAAAGGAAUUAUUCUCUUUAACCCUGACCUGCCUGGCCUAAGAUUUCGUCACUACGUGCAAACCCUGCAGCAGGAAGCCCAGCGCACUCUGAUGGAAUUUAGCUCAAUGAUGUACAACAGAAACCUUGGCAGAUUUGCUUGGAUUCUUGGGCUGCUCACCAGCCUCAAAGACGUUAAUGCCGAGACUAUUGCAGAACUCUUCUUCAGACCUAUUUUAGGAGAGGUCAACCUAAAUGAAUUACUUCUAGAAACCUUGUAUUUCAAGCAAGACUUACUUUAAAAACAAAAUACCUUUUUGUGUUCCUAAAUAACAACAACAACAACAAAUAUAUAAGAGGGGAAAAGGUUUUAUGGUCAAUAUAUUAAAGGUAAACAUAGAUAAAAAUUGACUAACGUAACAUUACUAUGUAUUUUUUGGUAAAACUAAAUGUAAUCAUGUAAACUUCAGACUAAAAAACAUAUUAACUAUCAGUUCAUAAAUCUGUGUGCCAUAUCUGGAAGAGAUUUGUCCUAACAUACCACGAGGAAGUUUGCAAGGUAUUAUCAUCAUCUCCAAUUGCUGUAGUUCCAACUGGGUUAUUUCUAAUGUUCAUUUUCACAACCACUUAAAAAAAGUGUUUCCUACAAGCUGAUUUGGCAGCAAUUUUUGUUUUCAGAAAAACUGCUGAGUUUGACCCUACAAUAGCCAGAUCCAUCUGUUUAUGUACCCAUCAAUCUUGAUCAGUGAUAAAAUAAGGAUAAGCCCUGCCCCUUUGUGGGAUGUAAUUCCCUAAUUCCUAUUGUCUUAAACCAGCACUUUUUUGCGUUUUGCUGCUCCCUUAACUCCAUCCUUUCUGACUCUUGAUCUCACCUCUAGCCCCUCUCCUAGCUCUUCUCCGUCUGAGCCUGCCCUCCACACACUUCUGGCAUCUAUCCCCACCCUCAUAACCCAAAAUGUCCCAUGGCCUCCCUGCCUAAGCUUUUAGCCAAUAUGAAUUACAUGCUUGUAUGGCCAAGAACCUUUGCUGAUAAUUAGUGCUACCCUAGAAACAAAGAACAAAGGGAAAAAUCAUGAGAAAAGCUCAAAGUGUAAAUAUAAGGAGAUAGUUUCAGAGUAGUAGCCAUGUUAGUCUGUAUCAGCAAAAAGAACGAGGAGUACUUGUGGCACCUUAGAGACUAACAAAUUUAUUUGGGCAUCACCUUUUGUGGAUUAAAACCCACUUAAUCGGAUGCAUGCAGUGGAAAAUACAGUAGGAAGAGAUAUAUACACAAAGAACAUGAAAAAAUGGGUGUUGCCAUACUAACUCUAAUGAGACUAAUCAAUUAAGGUGGGCUAUUAGCUGCAGGAGAAAAAAAAAACUUUUGUAGUGAUAAUCAGGAUGGCCACAACACAUUACUGGCAUGAAAAUCCCUAAUGGUGACAAAGUGGAGAGGCCAUGGCUUAUGUACUGAAAAGCCCAGAAUGCUUCAUACUGUUUUUGUUGCAAACUCUUCCAGUCUAAUGUUCCAGCCACAUUGGGUUCUACAGGAACAAAGGACUGGAAAAAUCUGGCUAGAAAUCUGGCAUGCCAUGAGAAAGCAGCAAAUCACCAGAGAGCAUUCUACAGGUGGAAAGAGCUUGAGAUGAGACUAAGGUUAAAGGCCACCAUAAAUGAUCAGCAUCAAGAGAAGAUUGCAUCAGAGUUUCUUUAUUGGCAAAAUGUUCUGAAAAGGCUCAUUGCCAUUGUGAGAAUGCUUGCUACCCAAAACCUAGCGUUGCAUGGCACUUCAGUUCUGCUGUACGUGCCAAACAAUGGAAACUGCCUUAAAAUUGUGGAGCUAAUGGAUGAGUUUGAUGCUGUACUCCAGGAUGAUCUAAGAAGAGUCACACACCAUUACCUUGGAAAAACAAUUCAAAAUUAGAUCAUACAGUUACUGGCAAACAGAAGAUUGUGGCAGAUCUGAAGUCAGCAAGAUAUUACUCUGUUAUUCUGGACUGCACACCUGGCAUCAGCCAUACGGAAGAAAUGACUCUAAUGGUGCAUUUUGUAACAACAACAGAACCUAGUGAAAAUGUCCCUGCAAUGGUGACUGUCAGAGAGCGUUUUCUAGAAUGUAUUGACAUUGAUGAUACUACAGGAGCUGGUAUGACAAAUGUGCUUCUUAAAAAGCUGGAAGAUAUAGGAAUUGCGACAGCUAACAUGAGAGGUCAGGGCUGUGAUAAUGGUGCCAAAAUGAGAGGGAAGAACAGAGGCAUGCAGACACGAAUCCAAGAGUUAAACCCUAGAGCUUUUUUUGUCCCAUGCAGUUCUCAUUCAUUGAACUUGAUCGUCACUGAUGCAGUAACAGCUUCUAGUGAGGCUGCUGAAUUUUUUAAAUGUAAUUCAAAGCAUCUAUGUAUUUUUCUCUACAUCAACUCAUUGAUGGCAAAUUUUGAAGCAACAUCUGGGAACACCCUCUUUGACACUGAAACCACUGAGUGCCACAUGAUGGGAAGGUCGAGUGGAGGCAAUAAAGCUUAUCAAACACCAAACUGGGAAGAUAGAUGAUGCCAUAGUUGCCAUUAUGGAGGAUAAUGCUAUGACAGGAACUGUUCGUGGGAGAACAGUGGCAGAGGGAAAUGGAAUCACCAGAAACAUACAUAACUUCAAAUUUCUGUGUGGCUUAGUGUUAUGGCAUGAUAUACUGUUUGAAAUAAAUGUUGUAAGCAAGAGACUCCAAGGUGUUGCCCUUGAUAUAUCUGGAGCAAUGGAACAACUGGACAAAGCAAAGUCAUACCUACAGUCUUACUGGUCAGAUGAGUGAUUUGAAAACAUUCUGUAGAGUGCACAGGAGUUGGCAGAGGAACUUCAUACUGAAGCUAUUUUCCCACCCAUUCAAGAAUACUAGAGUCACCAGAGAAGAAGACAUUUUGAUUAUGAGGCACGGGAUAAUCCCAUAAGAGACCCCAAACAACAAUUCAAAGUUGAAUUCUUUAAUCAGGUACUAGAUUGUGCAAUACAGUCUGUUGAAGAAUGCUUCAUGCAGCUCAAGGAACACAGCAGUAUAUUUGGGAUGUUGUAUGAUAUUCCAAAACUCCUCACAGUACCUGAAGAAGACCUAUACUAGCAAUGCAGGGCACUAGAGACAGUGUUGACACAUGAUGACAUGUGCGAUAUUGAUGCGAGUGAUUUAGGUGAUGAACUGAAAGCCCUUUCACGAUACAUUUCAGCAGGAUCAACUCCAAAGUCUGUUCUGGAAUAUAUGUGCACAAAUAAGAUGAUCACCCUCUUUCCAAAUGCUUUUGUUGCUCUGCGCAUACUUCUAACACUUACUGUAACAGUUGCCAGUGGAGAACGCAGCUUCUCCAAGCUGAAGUUAAUAAAAACACAUCUACGCUCCACAAUGACACAGGAGAGGCUGGUCGGCCUUGCAACCAUCUCAACAGAGCAUGAGCUGGCCCAGACUGUGGAUCUUCAGGAAGCAGUUUAAAUCUUCGCAACCAAGAAGGCAUGGAAAGCACCACUUUGAUUAUUCAAACAGAUAAAAAUGCCAGUGUUUACUAUGCAGACAAGAAAAGUUACAUUUGCUGUUCAGAUGUUUGAAAGUUAAGUGUUACUUAAAAUUUUUGAACAAGGCAUUUUAAGUUGUUAGUUCUCCUUUAUUGGGGUAGGUAGCAGAGCAGUACCAUGAGAGAAGCAGAACAGGAAGAAGGCAGAAUUGAGACCUUUCAAAGUUUUGGCCCAAGUGAGGGGGUAUGGGGACGUCAUU
This is a messenger RNA of Gopherus flavomarginatus (Mexican gopher tortoise), 4331 nucleotides long. RefSeq names its product nuclear receptor subfamily 0 group B member 2-like. NCBI's taxonomy places the organism in Eukaryota, Metazoa, Chordata, Testudines, Testudinidae. The record is from RefSeq and is a predicted model, not a curated record. Gene Ontology annotation, cellular component: cytoplasm; nucleus. The transcript is spliced from 2 exons. Gene Ontology annotation, biological process: negative regulation of transcription by RNA polymerase II. Gene Ontology annotation, molecular function: transcription factor binding; transcription corepressor activity. The coding region runs from base 76 to 903 and encodes 275 amino acids.